AUGGCCAAGGUCGACACACACUUAAGGAAAGCGAUACCGCUUAGAAAGAGAGUAGCCGUUGCUCUGUAUAGGCUGUCGUCAUCUGCGGAGGACAGGACUGUCGCGAACUUGUUCGGGGUGAGCAGGUCUUUCGUCAACAUUGUCUACAGGGAGUUCUGCGCACAAAUUGUCAGUAAACUGGAAGCGCAGUUUGUCAAGCUUCCAGCAGACGCUGAGUUGCCAGAGCACCUGCGUCGGUUCGAAGCCGUAACAGGUUUUCCGCAAGGCUUUGCAGCUCUAGAUGGCUGUCAUAUUGAGGUGUGCCCGCCGAAGGACCAGGGCUCAGACUACUACAAUUAUAAGGGAUGGUACAGUGUGAUUUUGCUUGCCAUUGCUGACCAUACCUACAAGUUCUCAUAUGUGAAUGUGGGGUCCCUUGGAAGGAACCACGAUUCAGCAGUACUUCAGAGGUCCAGGCUGCCUGCUGUAAUCAACGGUACCCUCUUCAACACAUUCACAGUGAGCUUGCAAGGUGUGGAUAUAGGCCCUGUCAUAUUGUGUGACCAGGCUUUUCCGCUGCAGCAACACCUAAUGAAGCCGUAUCCGGACAGGGCUACAAACACACCACAAAAGCAAGAGUUCAACGCCCGACUCUCUGGUGCAAGGCGAGUCGCGGAAAACGCAUUUGGAAGGCUGAAAGCGAGAUUCAGGAUUCUACACAAAGGACUUGAGUGUGAUAUUGACAACUGUACCACCAUCAUCAGAGCCUGCUGCAUCCUCCACAACAUCUGUGAGGACCUCAACGACGGAGUUGAGCAACACUGGAUUGAAGAGUACAGACAUCUCCCAAGGGAGAUGCCGCAAUAUCACACAUCUGCUGCUACGGAAAGACGGAAAGCGGAGCACGUGCUCGUGAUGUCCUUGCACAGCACCUCUACUGCAUGA
Molecule: messenger RNA, 924 nt
Organism: Ornithodoros turicata
Lineage: Eukaryota; Metazoa; Arthropoda; Arachnida; Ixodida; Argasidae
Exons: 1
Coding region: 1-924 (307 amino acids)
Source: RefSeq, a predicted model, not a curated record